GUAAAGUGACAAAGUCAGCCCUCAUGAUGACAAUGGGGCAAACAGUUGUUCAUAAAAUAAAAAGACUGAUGAUUCUAAUGGCAUUGCCUCGGGUUAUCCUACCUGUAUUUGUUGUGAUUAUCUUUGCCUCUACUCUGACAUACCUUAUGUGGGCCAACCCAGCCAGUGUUGUGAGCGGGGAUCAGUAUAUGGUUCAACCUGUUGGUGUGAUGAAGGGCAGAGUUCAAGAAAGGACUAGAUUUACUAAGAAUCACCUGGUUGAAAAUGGCUAUGGUGCCUGGAUUGAUGGUCGUGACAUAGAGGUUAUGAGUGCUAUCCAUGAUAUACAUUACAGCAACACUAGCUCAACUCGCAUUGUUCUUCCUAGUUUUUUACGUCAUUCGAAGGAGCGAGAUUUUGUCUGUUGCUUCCAUACAUCACUUCAUUCUGAUGAGUAUUACCAAGUUCAAUCAAGCCUUGACUUCAUAGACUUGCGGUUCAUUGUCAACUUCCAGAAUGCAGCAUUUGAAUGUCUUCUAGAUAACUCAAUGACUGACCAAAAUAGAAAAUUUAAAUAUGUGGCCUUUGCUCCAGAGUCUUGUGAGAAAAAUGUGUCGUCUUCAGUUAGAGUUGUGUACCCCCGUCUCAGGUCGUGGGAAUUUGCUGUUUGCACAAAGGUUGCUUAUGGAAGGUUGGACCCCGCUCGCCUAGUUGAAUGGUUUGAGUUUUUAAAGUGGGUUGGCUGCAGCAAAGUUCUGACAUUUUACAAUAACGUGCAUCCAGACUCAAUGAAAGUUUUUCUGUAUUAUCAAAGUACUGGAUUGCUAGACUUCAUUAAUUACAGACCUCUAAGUUUGAAAGGUGCUACUGAAACCAAGUUCACAGAGAACAAUUCCCAAACAAGACAAGCUCGCCAGGACAAGACUUUAGUAGUGCGAGACUGCCAGUACAGGCUGGGUGGUUACGACUUUGUCAUGACUGUGGACUUUGAUGAGCUGCCCGUACCUGUUCGACCCUUUGGGUCAUUGAACUGGGUGUUCCAGGACUUACUGCUGAACAACACAGAUGCAGGGGCAUUUAGAAUGGACCCAGUUCUUCUACCUCCAGAAUGGAAGAGUUCCAGAAGUAAUUUGUUCCACUGGCAGUUCUCAGCAGGAACUUACAUUACUCCGUACUGCAGGAAAUGGGUUUACAUCCCCAAGAGGACCUGGCUGGCCGCCACUCAUGAAAAUGUGCCUAAGAAUGGCUACAAAAAGUAUGUGAUCCCCAACAGCGCCCUCUACUUCCUUCACUUCCGCUCCUGCAAGCCAGACUGGUUGGGUGUACCGUGUCAAAAUCUGACGCAAACAGUCAAAAAUUUGCACGUCCUCGACAGGUUCUCAGGGAUGAUGUAUCUCAGCAUGAACAAGCUGCCCCUGGAGGAACUUAUUCCAGACACAAACUAUGUGAACUUCAUCAGGUCAAACAUGAAAUCAUCUGCUGCCAUCAGGAAACGUAAUUUUGAAAUUGAUACACAAAAUGACCCAUUCUUGACUGACCAGACCAGAUAAAACACCUGCCUUAUGUUGAUUGGUUUCAGGGUUAGUUCUAUAUUUUUUUUACAAAUGGCAAACAAACUGUCAUGCUAUCAUUUGAACAAAUUUCAUGAUCACUUGAAUAUUUAAUCACUUUUAGUCUAGAUUUUUAUAAUAGAUAAUAAUAAUAUUUUUACAAUAGAUAAUUGUUGUGAAAUGUAACCAUUGUCUUUACUAGCUCAACCCUAACCACAGCAAGUUAUUCAGUGAUAACUGUUUGGUUAACCCAAUUGUGUAGGCUGAGCUAUUUAUGACUUGUAUUGCAUGAUCAUGUCAAAUCUUCAAAUACAAAUUGAAUGAAACAUAGGCUGUCUGAAAUAUAGAAUAAUGAAAACUAUUUACAGUAGAACAUUGCAUUUUAAAAUUAACAGAGAAAGCAGUCACAUGGUUCCUGGGACCUCCUGAAAUUUCAGUAUGUUCUAGAAUUCUCCUAGAAUUUAAAAACCCUGAAAAGUCCUGGAAUUUGACAAUUUCCCUGAAAUUUUAUUUCGGUUUGGACAUUUUAGUGCACUUUUUUCUGUGUUAUAGAAUCUAGGUAAUUAGAAUUGAAUUAACUCACUGUUUCUGUAAUAUGUUAUGCUAUAGUUUUAAGCACUGGUAAUGUAUUUUUGUAACAUUUUUCUGUAAUAUUUUCUUAAACUGAAGAAUUUAUUAUUUAAAUUUUAUACAAACUUUCUCAUUUACAUGGUACUCAAUUUUUACCAAAUUUGUAUUUUAAU
This is a messenger RNA of Physella acuta, 2272 nucleotides long. RefSeq lists its product as uncharacterized. Gene Ontology annotation, molecular function: glycosyltransferase activity. The record is from RefSeq and is a predicted model, not a curated record. NCBI's taxonomy places the organism in Eukaryota, Metazoa, Mollusca, Gastropoda, Physidae. Gene Ontology annotation, cellular component: cytoplasm.